AUGGUAUACGUGAAAAAUGAUGAUCAAGCUUAUAUGGAUAUUGUAUCUUCAUUACGAAAUAUAGUGGAGAAUAUUAAUCAUGAUUAUAAUAAUCAUCUUUGUUCAUUAUGUUUUAAUGUUCCAGCAGCAGAUGAUGAAACAAUUAAAAAAUUAAACGAAAUGAUUGGUGAAGCAAAAUUAUUAUUCGGUUAUACAAUUAGUCAUCUACGUGAUCAUAUUUAUGUAGCAUGGAAAUGA
This is a messenger RNA of Rotaria sp. Silwood2, 237 nucleotides long. NCBI's taxonomy places the organism in Eukaryota, Metazoa, Rotifera, Eurotatoria, Philodinida, Philodinidae. The record is from the annotation of a GenBank genome assembly.